AGAAGAGACUACACAGCAGGCCCGAGACCAUCCUGAGAGGCCUGUGUGCAAGGCUGGCCCCCCGCUGGUGUCAGGACGGUGCCCACCACCCUCAAUGAAGAGGGGCUCCCUGUGCUUAGCUGCUUGUGUGGGGAACAAGGGCACUGUUUGAAGAAGCAAACAUGGUAGCAUCAAGCAUUCCUUGAAAUAUGGCUCCAAGGGAACAAUGAGACGUGCUCUUGGUCUUGGAAGCUCAUCAGAAUGUUUAGAGCUGGGGAGGCCUCCAAACGCCCAUUGCCUGGGCCGUCGCCCCCAAGGGUGCGGAGUGUGGAGGUUGCCCGGGGGAGGGCCGGCUACGGAUUCACGCUUUCGGGACAGGCACCCUGUGUGCUCAGCUGCGUCAUGAGAGGGAGCCCUGCGGAUUUCGUGGGCCUCCGAGCUGGAGACCAGAUACUUGCUGUCAAUGAAAUCAACGUGAAAAAAGCAUCUCAUGAAGAUGUAGUGAAAUUAAUUGGGAAGUGCUCUGGUGUCCUUCACAUGGUGAUUGCUGAAGGCGUCGGCCGCUUCGAAUCCUGUUCCAGUGAUGAAGAAGGGGGACUCUAUGAAGGAAAAGGCUGGCUGAAGCCCAAGCUGGAUUCUAAAGCACUAGGUAUAAACAGAGCAGAGCGAGUCGUGGAGGAAAUGCAGUCUGGUGGAAUUUUCAAUAUGAUUUUUGAAAACCCGAGCCUUUGUGCGAGCAAUUCAGAGCCCUUGAAAUUGAAACAAAGAUCCCUUUCAGAGUCGGCCGCAACUCGAUUUGAUGUUGGACAUGAAAGUAUAAAUAAUCCAAAUCCCAACAUGCUUUCUAAGGAGGAAAUAUCAAAAGUUAUUCAUGAUGAUUCGGUUUUCAGCAUUGGACUAGAAAGUCAUGACGAUUUUGCAUUGGAUGCAAGUAUUUUAAACGUGGCGAUGAUCGUGGGCUACUUAGGCUCCAUUGAGCUUCCUUCCACGAGCUCCAACCUGGAGUCCGACAGCUUGCAAGCCAUCCGCGGCUGCAUGCGGCGCCUGCGGGCAGAGCAGAAAAUCCACUCGCUGGUGACCAUGAAGAUCAUGCACGACUGUGUGCAGCUGAGCACUGACAAGGCUGGAGUCGUGGCCGAGUACCCGGCCGAGAAGCUGGCCUUCAGCGCCGUGUGCCCGGACGACCGGCGAUUUUUCGGGUUGGUUACCAUGCAGACGAAUGACGACGGGAGCCUGGCCCAGGAGGAGGAGGGCGCCCUGCGGACUUCCUGCCACGUGUUCAUGGUGGACCCAGACUUGUUUAAUCACAAGAUCCACCAAGGCAUUGCUCGGCGGUUUGGGUUUGAGUGCACGGCCGACCCAGACACCAAUGGCUGUCUGGAAUUCCCGGCGUCCUCCCUCCCCGUCCUGCAGUUCAUCUCUGUCCUGUACCGAGACAUGGGUGAGCUGAUUGAGGGCAUGCGGGCCCGCGCCUUUCUGGACGGGGACGCCGAUGCCCACCAGAACAACAGCACCAGCAGCAACAGUGACAGCGGCAUUGGGAACUUCCACCAGGAGGAGAAGAGCAACCGGGUCCUUGUGGUGGACCUGGGUGGGAGCUCGAGCAGACACGGCCCCGGAGGCAGCGCGUGGGACGGUGUGGGUGGGAGGGGUGCCCAGCCCUGGGGUGCUCCCUGGACUGGGCCCUUCUGUCCGGACCCCGAAGGGAGCCCCCCAUUUGAGGCCGCUCAUCAGACUGACAGGUUCUGGGACCUAAACAAGCACCUAGGGCCAGCCUCUCCUGUGGAGGUGCCCCCAGCUUCCUUGAGGAGCUCAGUCCCCCCUUCCAAGAGGGGCACCGUGGGUGCUGGCUGUGGUUUCAACCAGCGCUGGCUCCCGGUCCACGUGCUCCGGGAGUGGCAGUGCGGACACACCAGCGACCAGGACUCUUACACAGAUUCCACCGAUGGCUGGUCCAGCAUCAACUGCGGCACACUGCCCCCUCCUAUGAGCAAGAUCCCCGCAGACCGCUACAGGGUGGAGGGCAGCUUCGCGCAGCCCCCGCUGAAUGCCCCGAAGAGGGAGUGGUCCAGGAAGGCCUUUGGAAUGCAAAGCAUUUUUGGUCCCCAUCGAAAUGUUCGAAAGACUAAGGAAGAUAAAAAGGGCUCAAAAUUUGGGCGGGGAACUGGACUCACUCAGCCUUCUCAACGCACGUCUGCUCGGAGAUCAUUUGGGAGAUCCAAGAGAUUCAGUAUCACUCGCUCCCUUGAUGAUCUUGAGCCCUCAUCUCCAGCCUCAUCUCCAGCCCUCAUCUCCAGCCCUCAUCUCCAGCCCUCAUCUCCAGCCUCAUCUCCAGCCCUCAUCUCCAGCCUCAUCUCCAGCCCUCAUCUUCAGCCCUCAUCUCCAGCCUCAUCUCCAGCCUCAUCUCCAGCCUCAUCUCCAGCCCUCAUCUCCAGCCUCAUCUCCAGCCUCAUCUCCAUCCCUCAUCUCCAGCCCUCAUCUCCAGCCUCAUCUCCAGCCCUCAUCUCCAGCCUCAUCUCCAGCCCUCAUCUCCAGCCCUCAUCUCCAGCCUCAUCUCCAGCCCUCAUCUCCAGCCUCAUCUCCAGCCCUCAUCUCCAGCCUCAUCUCCAGCCCUCAUCUCCAGCCUCAUCUCCAGCCCUCAUCUCCAGCCCUCAUCUCCAGCCCUCAUCUCCAGCCCUCAUCUCCAGCCUCAUCUCCAGCCCUCAUCUCCAGCCUCAUCUCCAGCCCUCAUCUCCAGCCCUCAUCUCCAGCCUCAUCUCCAGCCUCAUCUCCAGCACGGGAUGAGCUCCUGGUGGCCAGCUGUGUUACGCCAGUCCCUGUCCAGAACCUCUCAGCACAGCUGACUUUUACACUCAUCUUUCCUUGCGGGGGGUUGGCACUGACACAUUGGAAACCUGAGUCACGAAUGUCGGCCUGGAUGCCUGGCAGCCUGCCACCUGUCUGCGUGCUGGAGGGCCCUUGGCUUCUGAGACUGGGCGAGCUGAGGAGGGCAAAGGCCUGUGUGGUGUUUGUCCCAACAGAGGGUUAUGGUGUGACAAGGAGGAGCAUCCCAAAGUCAGAUGGCCCCUACUGCUGUCCCAGGAGGACACUACUUUGGGCUCAAAAGUUGUCAGAAUAUAUUAUCUUAGGCUCCGCCAAGGAUAUGAAAUGAAUAUUAGCUGCUGCUGCUUUGAAAGGCUGUCAUUUUGGUUUUUGCCCUGGUUCAGUUCCUUCUGAUUUUAUUCAAGGUUGAAAAGCUCCUUGGAACACACACACACACACACACACACACACACACACACACACACACACUUUAAAGGGAGAAGCGCAGGUCUGUGUCUCAGCCCCAGGUGUGCUGCCCUCCCCGCAGACCGUGGUGGCUGCUCUGCCAGGCGAGGUUGCACGUGGGAGCUGGGCUGCAGUGAGGAGGGCACCAUGCUGAGGAGUGGAGAGGGAGAUGGAACAGGAGGGGACUGGGUCCCUCUGUGCAGGGGCCAUCGAAGUCCUUGCGCUGCCACCCUGGGGGGAGACACGUGCCCUCCAAGACCCUGCUCACAGGCAUGCACAUGCACUGUGUCCACACACAGACUUGCAGCUCAGAAGUGGGGUUCACAGACAGCACGGGCCUGGAGACAUGCUGCAUGCUUCCCUUCCGUGUUGUUCUGUUUCAUCCCAUUUCAUUUUUCAAAAAAUGCUGCUCACAGACUGUGAAUUGAUUUGCCGGUCCCUUGGAGGGUCAUGGCUGGGUCUGAAGACCCCUGUGCUAGUGGAGCAGAGAGCACCCCAGCAUGUGGGAGUGCAGUGAGCCACUAAGCCAGGGCAUCUUCUCCUGAACACUCACUCUGUGCUGCACUCAGCCUUGCCCGCCUCAGAGACCCUCCCAGAUGCACCUUUCCGAGGCCUCAGUCUCAGCCUCUGGCGUGGAUGCUGUGCUCUUCUGCAUUUAGUCCAGCAAGAGAUUGCCUUGAAAUAUGAAUGAUGAAAUUUUAAAAGGUAAAGCAUAUAUUAGGUGCAAAUUGGAUUGUUAAAUUCUUUUUUUUUUUUUUUUGAGACAGGGUCUCACUCUGCCACCCAGGCUGGAGUGCAGUGGUGUGAUCACGGCUCACUGCAGCCUUGAUUUUCUUCCAGCAGGAAGGGACUGGGUCCCUCUGUGCAGGAGCCAUCAGAGUCCCAGCUACUUAGGGGGCUCAAGCGAUCCUCCUGCCUCAGCCCCCCAAGUAGCUGGAGCUAUAGGCACACACCACCACACCCAGCUAAUUUUUGUAUUUUUUGUAGUGGCAGUGUCUUGCCAUGUUGCCCAGGCUGGUCUCGAACUCCUGAGCUCAAGUGAUCCUCCUUUCUAGGCCUCCUAAAUUCUGGGAUUACAGGCAUGAGUCACGAUGCCCAGCUGAUUAUUAAAUUCUUAAUUCAUUUAUUUAUAUUUCUUCUCUUUGUAUUGAAAACAUUUAGUGCAUUUGAGCACCUUGCAGGCCUUUGGUCCGUUUUUUUAGGAACAUCAAGUGGUGAUUGAAUAGUUUUUAUGUUCAAGGUAGAAAAUUUUGUCAGUGGCUGAAAAUGAAAAAUGUAUAUUACAGUAUAUUACUGUAAACCAAUAGAAUUUGGAAAUUAUGUGUUUUAAUAAUUCCUUUUGUCUAGUGUUACUAACAAUAAACCUUAAUAAAGGUUAGAUUCCUCAUGUGACACUACUCAUAUAAAUAAUUUAAAACUUUCAAAACAUUCAUUUCAAAAUAUCCGUGAAUGUGGGUGGCCCAGACAGACUGCCUGCAGAGGAGCAGUUGAGUCCUUGUCAGCUGAGCUGCCGCGUUCAAGAGACCCACCGAGGAGCAGAGGUUGUGUGGACUUAAGUUACAUUUUAAAAUACUUCGUCAGUUUCUUUAAAACAGAAAUGUGUUUACUUGAGUGUAAAUUCCAAUUCUGGAGGCAUGUUAUAGAAAUUUUUAGAGCUGUUUAAUUACGGUAUAUGUUUAAAUUGUAAGCACCGAAAAGUGCUGACUUACUGGGGUCUUUUUCCAUGGGUGGCUUUGUUUUUGUGGCUGUACUUUUUUUGUAAGUAUAAUGUGUAUAUAUGGAAAUUUGGGAAGAAUCCAAGAAGUAUAGGCCAAUGAAAACAAGUUAUUAAUACAAAUAGUACUGUAUAUGAGAGUACACAUUAGGAAUGCUGUGCUUUAAUGCAUAAACAUGUUUACAGUGGUCCACAUGUGCCAGGAGAUGUGGGAAUGGCUACCCCUGAAGUCAUAUGGAGAAAUGGGGUCCUCAUCGCACACCAUACACAAACAUCAUCUCACAAAUGGAUUAAAGACACUUAAGACCUGAAACCAAAAAAACUCCUAGGAGAAAACACAGGGGAAAGCUCCAUGACAUCAGUUUCGGCGAUGAUUUUUUUUUGGACAUGACACUAAAAGAACAAGCAACAAAACUAAAAGUAAACAGGUGGGAUUACAUUGAAGUAAAAAGUUUCUGCACAACAAAGGAAACAACCAACAAAAUGAAAAACGAACCUGUGAAUGGGAGAAAAUACUUGCAAACUGUAUAUCCAGUAAGGGGUUAAUAUCCAAAUACAUAAGGAACUCAUACAACUCAGUGGCAAAAACCAAAUAACCCAAUUGAAAAAUGGCAAAGAGCCAUAGUAGACAUUUUUCCAGAGAAGCUCUACAGAUGGCCAACAGGUAUAUGCAGAGGUCUCAGCAUCACCCAUCACCAGAGAAAUGCAGUCACAACAGUGAGCUGUCACUGCAUGUCUGUAGAAUGGUUGUUAUCAGAAAGGCAAAAGAUAACAAGUGUGGGUGAGGAUAGGAGAAGAGGGAACCCUUGCACUGUUGGUGGGAAUGUAAAUUGUACAGCCAUUGUGGAAAACAGCAUGGAGGUUCCUUGAAAAAUUAAAUAUGGAACUACCAUAUGAUCCACUACUGGGUAUAUCUCCAGAGGAAAUAAAAUCAGUCUCUCAUAGUUGUGCUCCCAUGUUCAUGGAAGUGUUAAUCACAAUAGCUAAGAUAUGAAAACCUAAGGGAUAAAGGAAAUGUGCGAUGUGUGUGUGUGUGUGUGUGUGUGUGUGUGUGUGUGUGUGUUUAGAGAGAGAAUGAGAAUAGCAUAUUCUGCCUUAAAGGAACUCCUGCCAUUUGCAACAACAUGGAUGAAGCCAAACAUGUGUGGCUUCACUUACAUGUGGACUCUAAAAACAUUGAAUUCAUGGACGCAGAGAGUAGAUUGGUGCUUACCAGUGCCUGGCGGUAGUGGUGGAGAGAUGUUGGACACAGGAUACAGACUUCCAAUUAUAAGAUGAAUAAGUUCUAGAGACCUGAUGUACAGCUUGGUGGUUGUAGUUAAUAAUGCUGCAUUUAUUGUAUGCUUGAAAUUUGCUAAGAGAGUAAAUCUUAAUUUGCUAAGAGAAUAGAUUCUCACCACACACAAAAAAGGCAACUAAGUGAGGUGGUGGAGGUACAUGUUAAUUCACUUGAUUGUGAUAAUCAUAUUACAGUGUAUACAUAUAUUAAAAUAUCAUAUCACAUACAUUAAAUAAAAAUUUAAUAUUA
This is a messenger RNA of Homo sapiens (human), 6488 nucleotides long. RefSeq names its product regulator of G protein signaling 12 (gene RGS12). The transcript has 4 exons. The record is from RefSeq and is a predicted model, not a curated record. Gene Ontology annotation, biological process: signal transduction. Lineage: Eukaryota; Metazoa; Chordata; Mammalia; Primates; Hominidae. The coding region runs from base 241 to 2763 and encodes 840 amino acids. Gene Ontology annotation, cellular component: nuclear matrix; dendrite; cytoplasm. Gene Ontology annotation, molecular function: GTPase activity; GTPase regulator activity; GTPase activator activity.